This is a messenger RNA of Numida meleagris (helmeted guineafowl), 3362 nucleotides long. It is a transcript of the gene ATP8B2, whose product is annotated as ATPase phospholipid transporting 8B2. Gene Ontology annotation, cellular component: plasma membrane. Gene Ontology annotation, molecular function: ATPase-coupled intramembrane lipid carrier activity; magnesium ion binding; ATP binding. The transcript has 24 exons. Lineage: Eukaryota; Metazoa; Chordata; Aves; Galliformes; Numididae. Bases 1 to 3330 code for a protein of 1109 amino acids. Gene Ontology annotation, biological process: phospholipid translocation; Golgi organization. The record is from RefSeq and is a predicted model, not a curated record.
AUGGAGCUGGGAUGGGCUGAGCUGAGGUGUCCUCUGCGCCCAGGCGAGGUGAUCUGCGAGCCCCCCAACAACAAGCUGGACAAGUUCAGUGGGACGCUGUACUGGAAGGAGAACAAAUACCCCCUGAGCAACCAGAACAUGCUGCUGCGGGGCUGCGUGCUGCGCAACACCGAGUGGUGCUUCGGCCUCGUCGUCUUCGCAGGUCCCGACACGAAGCUGAUGCAGAACAGCGGGCGGACCAAAUUCAAGCGGACGAGCAUCGACCGGCUGAUGAACACGCUGGUGCUCUGGAUCUUUGGGUUCCUGGUGUGCAUGGGUGUGAUCCUGGCCAUCGGCAACGCCAUCUGGGAGCACGAGGUGGGCGUCUGCUUCCAGAUCUACCUGCCGUGGGACGAGGGGGUGCACAGCGCCGUCUUCUCCGGCUUCCUCUCCUUCUGGUCCUACAUCAUCAUCCUCAACACCGUGGUGCCCAUCUCGCUCUACGUGAGCGUGGAGGUGAUCCGCCUCGGGCACAGCUACUUCAUCAACUGGGACAAGAAGAUGUAUUGCGCCAAGCGCCGGACGCCGGCCGAGGCUCGGACCACCACCCUGAACGAGGAGCUGGGGCAGGUGGAGUACAUCUUCUCCGACAAGACCGGCACCCUCACCCAGAACAUCAUGGUCUUCAGCAAGUGCUCCGUGAACGGGCACAGCUACGGCGACGUGCAGGACGUGCUGGGUCACAAGGUGGAGCUGGGAGAGAGGCCGGAGCCCGUUGACUUCUCCUUCAACCCGCUGGCGGACCCGGGGUUCCAGUUCUGGGACCCCAGCCUGCUGGAGGCCGUCCAGCUGGGGGACCCCCACGUGCACGAGUUCUUCCGCCUGCUCUCGCUCUGCCACACCGUCAUGUCCGAGGAGAAGAGUGAAGGGGAGCUGUACUACAAGGCGCAGUCCCCAGACGAGGGAGCGUUGGUCACGGCUGCCAGGAACUUCGGCUUCGUGUUCCGGUCCCGCACGCCCAAAACCAUCACGGUGCACGAGCUGGGCCGAGCCAUCACCUACCAGCUGCUGGCCAUCCUGGACUUCAACAACAUCCGCAAGCGCAUGUCCGUCAUCGUGCGCAGCCCCGAGGGCAAGAUCCGGCUGUACUGCAAAGGCGCCGACACCAUCCUGCUGGAGCGCCUGCACCCCGCCAACCAGGACCUGACCAAUGUCACCACGGACCACCUGAAUGAGUACGCCGGCGAGGGGCUGCGGACGCUGGUGUUGGCCUGCAAGGACCUGGAGGAGAGCUACUACGAGGACUGGGCUGAGCGGCUGCGCCGCGCCAGCGGAGCCCCCGAGGCGCGCGAGGAUCGCCUGGCCCGGCUCUACGACGAGGUGGAGCGAGACAUGACGCUGCUUGGAGCCACGGCCAUCGAGGACAAGCUGCAGCAGGGCGUCCCCGAAACCAUCGCCAUCCUGACGCUGGCCAACAUCAAGAUCUGGGUGCUGACGGGGGACAAGCAGGAAACAGCGGUGAACAUCGGCUACUCCUGCAAGAUGCUGACGGAUGACAUGACAGAGGUGUUCGUGGUCACGGGCCACACCGUGCUGGAGGUGCGCGAGGAGCUCAGGAAAGCCCGGGAGAAGAUGAUGGACGGAUCACGCUCCAUGGGCAACGGCUUCUCCUACCAGGAGAAACUCUCUUCCUCGAAGCUCACCUCCGUGCUGGAAGCCAUCGCGGGCGAAUACGCCCUGGUCAUCAACGGGCACAGCCUGGCCCACGCGCUGGAGGCAGACAUGGAGGUGGAGUUCUUGGAGACGGCGUGCGCCUGCAAGGCCGUGAUCUGCUGCCGCGUGACGCCCCUGCAGAAGGCGCAGGUGGUGGAGCUGGUGAAGAAGUACAAGAAGGCGGUGACCUUGGCCAUCGGGGACGGGGCCAACGACGUCAGCAUGAUCAAGACCGCGCACAUCGGGGUGGGCAUCAGCGGGCAGGAGGGCAUCCAGGCGGUGCUGGCCUCCGAUUACUCCUUCUCGCAGUUCAAGUUCCUGCAGCGCCUGCUCUUGGUGCACGGGCGCUGGUCCUACUUACGCAUGUGCAAAUUCCUCUGCUACUUCUUCUACAAGAACUUCGCCUUCACCAUGGUCCACUUCUGGUUCGGCUUUUUCUGCGGCUUCUCGGCGCAGACGGUGUAUGAUCAGUACUUCAUCACCCUGUACAACAUCGUCUACACCUCGCUGCCUGUGCUCGCCAUGGGGGUCUUCGAUCAGGACGUGCCGGAGCAGCGGAGCAUGGAGUACCCCAAGCUGUACGAGCCUGGCCAGCUCAACCUGCUCUUCAACAAGCGCGAGUUCUUCAUCUGCAUCGCCCAGGGCAUCUACACCUCCGUGCUCAUGUUCUUCAUCCCCUACGGCGUCUUCGCCGACGCCACGCGUGACGACGGGGCGCAGCUGGCCGACUACCAGUCCUUCGCCGUCACCGUCGCCACCUCCCUCGUCAUCGUCGUCAGCGUGCAGAUCGGGCUGGACACGGGCUUCUGGACCGCCAUCAACCACUUCUUCAUCUGGGGCAGCCUGGCCGCCUACUUCGCCAUUCUCUUCGCCAUGCACAGCGACGGCCUCUUCCAGAUGUUCCCCAACCAGUUCCGCUUCGUGGGUGAGCGCUGCUCCCCCCGCUGCUCCGUGGGGCCCUGGGAGCCGAUCCAUCCCCAGAGCAACUGCAUCAAGACCUCCAAGUACAACAUUGUCACCUUCCUGCCCGUCAACCUCUUCGAGCAGUUCCAGGAAGUGGCCAACACCUAUUUCCUUUUCCUCCUCAUCCUGCAGCUGAUCCCGCAGAUCUCCUCGCUCUCGUGGUUCACCACCAUCGUGCCUUUGGUUCUCGUCUUAACCAUCACGGCCGUCAAAGAUGCCACCGACGACUACUUCCGCCAUAAGAGCGACAACCAGGUGAACAACCGGCAGUCUCAGGUGCUGAUCGGCGGAGCCCUCCGGCAGGAGCAGUGGAUGAACGUCCGCGUUGGGGACAUCAUCAAGCUGGAGAACAACCAGUUCGUGGCGGCUGACCUCCUCCUCCUCUGCAGCAGCGAGCCCCAUGGGUUGUGCUACGUAGAGACCGCCGAGCUGGACGGAGAAACAAACAUGAAGGUGCGGCAGGCCACCCCCGUCACCUCGGAGCUGGCGGACAUCAGCACGCUGGCGCGGUUCGAUGGUGAGUACCCCAAAACCCCAAAACUGUUCACUGUGACGGGGCGGCCCUCGGGGUUCUUCCUCCGCCACCUGGCUUGGGUUUGGCUUGGGGAGACCAGGGCUGUCCGUGGGGUGCUGCAGUCCCACAGCUCAAACAGGGCUGCAGGGCAACUGGGUUAGGGCUGGAGAUGGAGCUGGGAGCAACUGGGAUA